AUGACUACGAUAUUGAAUAAAGAGGAUAAGAGGAUUAUAACGACUAUUAUAAAUACACUUUACAAGUUCGAUAAUUCUAAUAAGAGAAUUGGAUGUUAUGAAAAAAAUGAUGGGAACUUUAUUGUUAUUUACGGGGCUAAAUCAUUUGAAUAUAACAAUUUGGAAAAAACUUUAACUGAAGUAAAUCAAGAUAUAAACGAUCUCCUAAGAAAUCUUAGUAUUGAAGACCAAGAUAAUUCGCUCGAAAUUGAGGAAUUAAAAAAGGAGAAUGAAGUUAAGUCGAUCGAAAUCGAGGAAUUAAAAAAUAAAAAUAAAGACUUGGAGCUCGAAAUUGAAAAAUUAAAAAAGAAAAUUGAAGGAAAUUUGAUCCCUGAACUGUCUACCAAGGAGAUAGAAAGAAUCAAAAAAUAUUUCUUUCUAACUGCAGAAAAUCUCUCUGAAAACUCUGAUGAUGAAUCCACAAUUCGCGAUGAAUCAUCCAUUACUGGACCUAAUGAACAUUCCGCAAGCCCCUCUAAUGAUAUUAAUUAUCUCAUCGUUAAAGUAGUUCCAAGAUUAUCAUUUUCAAUUUCUAUGAUGAAUUCAAAAUUAUCAUUAUCUUCAACUGCCAUGAUGAAUGAUGGUCAUAAAAUUCCAUUGAUAGGAAUGGGUGGAGUGGGUGAUAACACCGAAGCUCCCCAAGAUAAAACUACGCAAGAUGUCAUUUUAUGGGCUCUAGAACCUGGCCCUCAAAAACGUGUUAAAAGUUAUAAGACCUUACAAGAAUUAGUUAAGCAAGGAAAGGUUAGAAGUAUUGGGGUCUCAAAUUAUGGUGUAAAACAUUUAAAGGAGCUGAUGAAUAUUGAUCCUGAGAUUAUACCUGCCGUUAAUCAAAUUGAG
This is a messenger RNA of Racocetra persica, 879 nucleotides long. The record is from the annotation of a GenBank genome assembly. Lineage: Eukaryota; Fungi; Glomeromycota; Glomeromycetes; Diversisporales; Gigasporaceae.